UUUGCAUAGCAUUUUAUUUCUUCUAGCGAUGUUGUUCACAUUGCUUCUAUGUAACACACUGCAGGAGGAGAUUUCAAGCCCAAUCAACGCCCGAAUCUUCGAACUCUGCGAUGACGAGUUGUUCCCGGAGGCGGGUCUUCAGAGCUCUGAGGUUACCUCAACCUCAAACUGUUGCUUUGAAGAGGCACAAUACAAGACCAAUACAGUCACCACACCAACUAGUACAACACAAGAUAUAACUGCCUCGGCAGCGGCCGUUGCGGCCAAUAACAAUAACAACAAACCACCGGACAGCUGUAACAACCUUUCGGUUAUCUUUGACUCCCAAGAAGACCUUGACAAUGACAUCUCUGCUUCCAUAGACUUCUCUUCUUCUCCAGCCGCAGCUUUUCCAGUUCCAUCUCUUCUCCCAAAUAUCACAACUCAGCCGGAACAAUUUGACUUCUCCUCGCCUUCGGUUCUCAAGGGUCUCCCUCAUCAGUAUCCAACUGACACUGCUACUACUGUUGUUGUUCCACCACUUAUGGGGAAUCCAUUAGUAUCUUCUGUUUUCGAAGAUGAAUGCAUGUCUUCAAUGGCUUCUUAUGUUCCUAUUAACUCUUCUUCCGCACCUUCUUGCUCUUAUCUCAGCCCUGCUGGCUUAGGAGUGUUCAUGCCUCCUCUUACUACCGCCUUAUCUGCUGAUUCUGCCUUGUUUGGUGGCAACAUUCUACUCGGUUCGGAACUUCAAGCUCAAGAAAUCGAUUACCAGGGAGAAAAUGGUGGAAUAUUUUGUACAGAUUCAAUUCAGAGGGUGUUUAAUCCACCAGAUCUUCAGACACUUAGUAGUGAGAGUCAGCAACUUGUACCUGGUUCUGGAGGCUCUGCCACUUUGGCACCAGAAAUCUCAAACUUGGAGGACUCUACCUUAAAAGUUGGUAAACUUUCUGUUGAGCAAAGGAAGGAAAAGAUUCAUAGAUACAUGAAGAAGAGAAAUGAAAGAAAUUUCAGCAAGAAAAUCAAGUAUGCAUGCCGCAAAACUCUGGCUGAUAGCCGACCCCGAGUUCGAGGAAGGUUUGCAAAGAAUGAUGACUUCGGAGAGAACCAUAGACCAGCUUGUAGCAAUCAUGAAGAAGAUGAUGAAGAAGAAAUAGUUGUGAAGGAAGAUGAUGGUUUGGUCGAUUCCUCAGAUAUCUUUGCACAUAUAAGUGGUGUGAACUCCUUCAAGUGCAACUAUUCUUCCAUCCAAUCCUGGAUUUAAUUUGAAAAAUCAUGUUUAGUAAUUUCAUUUUUAGUAUAACGAUAUUAAUAUCUUUAUUAUACGUAGCUUCUAUAGAUUUUUGCAGGGCCCUUUAUCCAUCCUUUGUUUGAUGGCUACAGGAAUCUGAAAUAAUUGGGGUCAAAAUAAUAUAUACCAAUAAGUGAGUGAGUCAGGAAUAUAAGAGUGUACACAUUUUUGCAUAUA
This is a messenger RNA of Arachis stenosperma, 1444 nucleotides long. RefSeq lists its product as uncharacterized. Gene Ontology annotation, biological process: regulation of flower development. The coding region runs from base 29 to 1240 and encodes 403 amino acids. Gene Ontology annotation, cellular component: nucleus. NCBI's taxonomy places the organism in Eukaryota, Viridiplantae, Streptophyta, Magnoliopsida, Fabales, Fabaceae. The record is from RefSeq and is a predicted model, not a curated record. Gene Ontology annotation, molecular function: protein binding. The transcript is spliced from 4 exons.